UGCGAUAUACGUCGAGCUGUUAUUAGGAGAUCCACCGGGGCAAAUUCAUUGGGGUCAGAGUUCUCCCUCCCCCUGCCUUUUAUAUCUUGUCGUAGAAGUGUUCGUUCCGUUACGUGUACCCCCCGAUAAUUCUUCCCCAAGAGAACGACAGCGACCCGACACAUUAUGACGCGUAAAAGUACGAUUAAUCGAACAUUACAAUUGAUGCUCACCGUGUGCGGCGUAUGGCCGACGACGUCGGGUAUCGCGAUCUGCAGGGCGUAUUGGUUCAUCGCGCUGGGGAUAGACGAAGUCUGCCAUUGCCGGUACUUUCUGCUGCAUUUGCAGUCUAAUGACCUGUUCGACUUGAUGGACUGUUUCAGUAGCUUCCUAGCGCAGGUGAAAGUCAGCACGAAGCUGUUCAUAUUUUGGUGGAACCAACGAAAAUUCAUGCGAAUGUUAACGAUGAUGGCCGAGGACUGGGACGAUUGCGCCAACAGUGACUUCGCCAUGCGCGAGACGACGUGCAAGGCUAGAUUAUCGUCUCGCAUCACCAACGCGAUGUUCACUCUUCACGUAUUGACCAUCGUGGCGUACAGCGCCGGCAUUCUGUUGGCCGACGUCGAUUUCACCGAUCAGCGGGCAGAGCUGCCGCUUCUCUUGAAAGUGAACCUCCCCGUCGACAUAAACACAAAACGCAGGUACAGACUGCUGCUGAGUGCACAGUUCGUACAUCUCAUCAUGGCCGGUUGCAGCGCCGGGUUGCUCAACGCGCUGCUCUUAGCCUUGAGCCUGCACGUGGGAGGUCAAAUGGAGGUCCUACGCUCUUGGUUGAUCGAGCUCGUGCCGAAGGAGGGCAUCCGAAGGGAAAGACGCGACUCAAUCGUUAGUACGACGAACAAAAUUAUACGGAAGCAUCAGAGGAUAAUCAACUUUACAGAGUACAUCGAGGACUUGUACACGUACAUUGCGUUAGUGCAAUUCACGUCCAACACUGUGCUAAUGUGUUCGUUGGGAUUCCUCAUCGUUUCCGCAAUCGGCAGUCCCGAUGCGACAGAGCAAAUAGUGAGAUCCCUUUUAUUUUACACCGUGACGAAUCUGGAAGCGUUCAUAUUUUGCUUCGCCGGUGAAUAUCUGAAAAACAAGAGCACAGCGAUCGGGACUGCGGCGUACAAUUCUACAUGGUACGAAUUGGGGCCUGAAAACAGCCGUCCCUUAAUAUUCGUAAUAUUAAGAGCGCAAAAGCAAUUAACGCUCACAGUUGGGAAAAUAAUGGACCUCUCUUUAGAAUCGUUCACAAAUAUCAUGAAAGCCUCGGGAUCGUAUUUGUCGGUCUUGUUGGCGAUGCAAUGA
Messenger RNA from Odontomachus brunneus, 1332 nucleotides. RefSeq names its product odorant receptor 4-like. Gene Ontology annotation, molecular function: olfactory receptor activity; odorant binding. The record is from RefSeq and is a predicted model, not a curated record. Gene Ontology annotation, cellular component: plasma membrane. The transcript has 6 exons. Gene Ontology annotation, biological process: sensory perception of smell; detection of chemical stimulus involved in sensory perception of smell. Bases 166 to 1332 code for a protein of 388 amino acids. NCBI's taxonomy places the organism in Eukaryota, Metazoa, Arthropoda, Insecta, Hymenoptera, Formicidae.